This is a messenger RNA of Ramularia collo-cygni, 768 nucleotides long. RefSeq lists its product as uncharacterized. The transcript has a single exon. NCBI's taxonomy places the organism in Eukaryota, Fungi, Ascomycota, Dothideomycetes, Mycosphaerellales, Mycosphaerellaceae. The coding region runs from base 1 to 768 and encodes 255 amino acids. The record is from RefSeq and is a predicted model, not a curated record.
AUGACGUUCCUCCGCGAGUCCCCUCGAUCUGCAUCUCGAGUCCACCACGCAUUCGUCUCAAAAGUGGAAGAUGCAAUCGCCGCCGCCAUUGAGGAGCGUGCCCAGGAAUUCGACGCCCGGAAGAAUGAGAGGGUAUCCAUGACUCUACGAAGAACGUCCAAGGGGGGAAGCACUGAGCUGUGUUUGAUCAAAGCCAUGUGUAUCGUGGAUCAGCCGCCGGUGGAAACAUUCGCAACUCCAGAUGCCACCUUCUUCCACGAAGAAACUACGCACGAUAGUCCCGGCAUCGUUGUCGAAGUCAAGAGCCGAUGGUGGCCGAAAAAUCUCGCAUCUCUGGCGGAAGCGUAUACAAUCGGCAGCAUGGGGAGAAUUAAUUGUGUGAUUGGAUUUGAUAUCAGUACUGGCCAAGGCAAACUGGCGACAGUGAGCAUAUGGCGGCCCGACCUGGACGAGACGGGUACGCUCACUUGCUCUAACAAUGCCGAUGCCGUUAUGUUUCGAGACGCCACAGGAGACGACCAAAUCGGCGGGUCAUUGGAAAUCCUUCUAGAGGAUUUGCUCGUGGAUGAUGCUCGAGACCGAAUAGAUCCUUGUGAUAUCAGGAAGCCGAUAUCUCUUGACUUUCAUUUUCUUGCGAAACUUCUGGAUGAGUCAGAGGGCAAGCCAGUAGAUGCGAGAUCCCAAAAGCAAAAGGACAUGUAUCCCGGAGAGUACGACAAGCGCAAACAUUGGAAAUAUCUGAGUGAUAUAUGGAGGCGAGCAAAAUGA